Strongylocentrotus purpuratus (purple sea urchin) is the source of this 1843-nucleotide messenger RNA. RefSeq lists its product as uncharacterized. The record is from RefSeq and is a predicted model, not a curated record. The transcript has 2 exons. Gene Ontology annotation, molecular function: nucleic acid binding; zinc ion binding. Bases 879 to 1829 code for a protein of 316 amino acids. NCBI's taxonomy places the organism in Eukaryota, Metazoa, Echinodermata, Echinoidea, Camarodonta, Strongylocentrotidae.
AUAUUAUUCAUAAUGAUCUUAAUAUGUUUGUUAUAAUAUUGUUUACUUUUAAUUAUUAAUCAACACUGUGCAGUUUCUGAGCAGUGAUCCUCAGAAAACCCAUUAGUCACUUUCUGGGUCCCGCAUAAUAGAGCUCUUGUACACGUCGUAAAUCUUAUCUCUAAAGAAUGUUGUGGUUACCUCCAGAGGGUGGGAGAGUGAAGGCUACCGCCCAUUUGGAUGAGGAAGGGUAAAAUCCACUCAUUCUAUCUCAUACCACCUUUGAGACAACACCCAUGCUAUAGAGAAGAGAACUUGUACGAUAUUUGACUUUCCAUGACAAAUUCCAUCCAAUAGGGGGUUUAUCCUUUCUCGGGUUUAUUUUCGAGAAUAAAGUAUGACAUCAAAACAACCUGGACCACAAUAUUGAGUCUUCAUUAAUCUCAUUAUCUGUGUUACAAAUGGCGUAAUCGGCAGGAUGUCAACAUAAGUUAUAACCCCCUACGGAUGACGAGGAUUGCUGAUCCACUACAGGAGAGAGAUCAACCAAUAUCUUGGAGUAGAGCCGGACACUGGUAGACCCUGGUAGACCCCGAUGAUCAGAGCUGGAUGUAUCCCCCUGGAUAAGAACUGUUAAUCGCGAGAGUAACCUGAAGGGCAACCCUAGCUACUACGGACUGAUCGGAUGCAAGUGGAGCUCAGCAAGUGCAUGGAAAUCCCAAGAAUGAACAGUUGUUGAAAAGACUCUAAAGAACUUUAGAAAAAUAAUGUAAUUCAGUUGCAUAUUUUGAAGUGCAUAUUUUCCCGCUUACCUUAAGUGGAGAUCUAACAAACAACGCAUUGUUUCUUUGCAACAGCUAGAUUUCUAUCUUUUUUGUGCAUAUAGUAACAGGUACCAGAUGAGCAUGGAAGAACUCAGGAAGGAGAUCGAUAUGCUGAGGGCAGCCCUGAAGGAGGCCACAGAGGUCAAAGAGGAGGCUGGAAGGGAAGCGGCAGGUGCUACCAGGCCAGUCUACGUGGCUCCAGGGAGGCGCUUAGAUGUGUUUUCCGGAAAGCAGACCCGUCCUUCUGACCAGACAGUUCACGACUGGGUUGCAAGCGUGAGAGCCCAGCUGGAGCUAAGGGGUCUCAAGGGAAGAGAGGCAGCUGCUUUUGUGAAAGAAUACCUGGAGGGGGAUGCGCGAAGAGAGGUAAGCGGGAGGGGAGAUGAGGUCCGGGACGACCAUGAAGCUAUAUUUGGGGUGCUAACCAAGGUGUUUGGGGAUGGCAACAGCCUUCCCCAACUCCAGCAGAAGUUCUACUCAUACAUGCAGGGGACGUCCCAGGACCUAUUGAGCUGCUCUCUUCAGCUGGUAGACCUCUUUGACAGGAUGGUUCAGCUGGACCCUACCAUUAAGGGCCAGCGGGACCUAUCUUUGAAGAGCAGGUUCGCAGAGGCCGUGAGGGAUGAGUCUCUAAGGCGCGAGCUACGGCGGCUCAACACAGAAACGUCAAGCCUUUCCUUCUUCGCCCUUCGGGACAGAGCUAUGGAAUGGCUGGGACCGGCACCUACCAAACCUAAGGAGGCGGCUGUCAGGAGUAUCGCUGUCGAGAAAGACAUCCUGGACCUUAUGAAGAAGCAGGCCGAGCAGAUGGAGCGCCAGCAGGUGCAACUCGACCAGCUUAGCUCCCUUCUGACAAGCAGACGACAAACACCUUCAGGGGACGGGAAAUGCUAUAAUUGUGGCGAGAAGGGCCACAUUCGGCGCAACUGCCCCAAGCCAGUUCCAGAACGAAGGCCGAGGAGAGAACAGAAACUUGGUGAGUCACCGAUUAGACCUUCAUCGAGUGCACCAGGUUUAAACGAAUAGCUCCCACCGUCAAG